AUGUCCAGAGAAAGGGAGAGAUUUGAUGAGAUAGGGAAGAAGAUCAAGAGAGACAUCGAUGCAUCGUUUCAAUUGGGAAGGAGACAUAUGUUAGGGCUUCCUGGAACCCUAAACACCAUCACACCUUGUGCUGCGUGUAAGCUUUUACGCCGUAGAUGUGCUCAAGAAUGCCCCUUUUCACCCUAUUUCUCCCCUCACGAACCUCAAAAGUUUGCCUCCGUUCACAAAGUAUUUGGUGCUAGUAAUGUCUCCAAGCUGCUCAUGGAAGUACCCGAGAAUCAAAGAGCCGAUGCCGCGAAUAGUCUUGUUUACGAAGCGAAUGUAAGGCUAAGAGAUCCGGUUUACGGGUGCAUGGGAGCGAUUUCAUCUCUACAACAUCAAGUACAAUCUCUACAAUCUGAAUUGAAUGCAGUAAGAGCUGAGAUUCUAAGAUACAAGUAUAGUGAAACCACCCAUCAUGAUCAUCAUCAUCAUAUCAUUCCUUCAACUCAUCAUUUAGCUUUGUUUUCUACUGGUGCUGUCUCAGUCACACCACCACCACCACAACAACAACGGCCUCCACCGUCUCCUCUACCGCCGCCGCCGCCUCCUCCACCGCCACCUCCUCCCGCCUCCUCCUCAUCUUCCAUGUACACCCCGCCAUCCACCACCACAGAUUACAGCACCAUCACCAACGAUAAUGUCUCCUACUUCGGUUAA
Messenger RNA from Cynara cardunculus var. scolymus (artichoke), 699 nucleotides. RefSeq names its product LOB domain-containing protein 15. Lineage: Eukaryota; Viridiplantae; Streptophyta; Magnoliopsida; Asterales; Asteraceae. The coding region runs from base 1 to 699 and encodes 232 amino acids. The record is from RefSeq and is a predicted model, not a curated record. The transcript is spliced from 3 exons.